Messenger RNA from Arabidopsis thaliana (thale cress), 2127 nucleotides. RefSeq names its product 2-oxoglutarate (2OG) and Fe(II)-dependent oxygenase superfamily protein. Gene Ontology annotation, molecular function: mRNA N6-methyladenosine dioxygenase activity; mRNA binding; demethylase activity. The transcript is spliced from 6 exons. Gene Ontology annotation, cellular component: P-body. Bases 528 to 1829 code for a protein of 433 amino acids. Lineage: Eukaryota; Viridiplantae; Streptophyta; Magnoliopsida; Brassicales; Brassicaceae. The record is from RefSeq and is marked reviewed. Gene Ontology annotation, biological process: mRNA catabolic process.
CCGUCACAGAAUCCACACUGACAAAAGAGUACUAGAUUUCAAAUCGUGGACUAGGAAAUUUGAAUUUUCUGUAACAAGAGUACUAGAUUUGGAUUGUAUCGAGCGUAUCUCAUGGAAAACGAUCCAUUUCUCCGGCAGUACCAGCCGUCGGAGCUUAAGAUCGCUUCGGAGUUUCUGACGAAUUGGCUUCCUUUUUUAUCUAAAGAUCUAUGCAAGGAUUGUAAUCACCUUCUCUCCAAUCGAAUCCGUUCUCUUGACCCAGGUAACGAUUCUCAACUUUUUCUUAGAGGCGAGAGACUUUCUGGUUUCUAUGGAUAUUGAAAUUCUGUAUAGAAAGCGGAGAUUUUCUUCAUUAUUGUACUUGAUUCUGCUUUUUUGAUUGAUGUUCUGCUAAAUGAUAAGGUUACAAAAUUAGGGUUUGGUAAUUGGAACAAAUAGGAGGCGAGAGAGUAGCAACACAUUGUAGUAACAACACUGACAAAGUUGAUGGAGAGUGUAAAACUGGUUCUUGUUCAGUGGUGGAAAAUAUGGGAUCAGAAAGAGCUAGUAACAAUGUGGAUGAUAAUUAUGAUGAGAAGUCGGAAAAUGGCGAAGACUGUGAUAAUCAUUCGUUAGGUAGUUGGAAGGGAAGUGAAAUUGUAUUUGGUUCCUUUCCUGAAGAUUUUAGUAGUGUAUUGCAAUCUAGACCAGCUGUUGUUGAAACAGCAAGCCCUCGUAUGCGUUGGGCUGAUAUGGCACAAGAGGAUGAGUUCGAUGAGGAGGAGGAGGAGGAGGAAGAGGAGAGGGAUUCGAGUAGGAAAGGUUUUGAUGCGAGUUCGAUGAAGACUCCAGAGAAGCCUAAGUUGUCUAGAGAUCAGAGAGAGAAUCUCAGGCUGAUUAAUGUGAAGAGAAAGAAAGACUUUAUUUGCUUGGAGAGAGUUAAGGGAAAGAUUGUUAACGUGCUUGAUGGACUUGAGUUGCACACUGGUGUUUUUAGCGCAGUGGAGCAGAAACGGAUUGUUGAUCAAGUGUAUCAACUUCAAGAGAAGGGACGAAGAGGAGAACUUAAAAAGCGUACAUUUACUGCUCCACAUAAGUGGAUGAGAGGAAAAGGACGUGAGACUAUACAAUUUGGCUGUUGCUACAACUACGCUCCAGACAGAGCUGGAAACCCACCGGGUAUCCUUCAACGUGAAGAAGUGGAUCCACUACCUCAUCUUUUCAAAGUAAUCAUUAGAAAGUUGAUUAAAUGGCAUGUACUGCCUCCAACUUGUGUGCCCGAUAGCUGCAUUGUGAACAUCUAUGAUGAAGGUGACUGCAUACCUCCUCACAUCGACAACCACGACUUUCUCCGUCCCUUCUGUACCAUCUCUUUCCUCAGUGAAUGCGAUAUCCUCUUUGGCUCAAACCUGAAAGUUGAGGGUCCUGGUGACUUCUCGGGUUCAUACUCAAUACCGCUUCCUGUGGGAUCAGUUCUGGUGUUAAAUGGAAAUGGAGCUGAUGUAGCUAAGCACUGUGUACCUGCAGUUCCUACAAAAAGGAUAUCAAUUACAUUUAGGAAAAUGGAUGAGUCGAAACGCCCGGUUUGGUUCACCCCAGAGCCUGAUUUGCAAGGGAUUGAGCCAUUGCCAUUGGACCUGAACCGGUCUGGUUCUACUUCAAGGUUCUCAAGAUUAAACAACCAUAACGGUACUAACCAAAGAGGACAUGGACGUAGAGGAGGAGGCAAUGGUUAUGACUCAAGAGGUUACUAUAAUCCUGAGAGAAGCAGUGAACACAAUGACUCUGGAGACUGGCCAUCAAGCCAGAGAAGAGGAAUGCCACGUCCUAGUAGAAGAAACUACGGUUAAAUUCUUCAACUUCUGAAACUGAAAUUUAUAAGUUCUUUAUUUAAUUAACCAAUUUUCCAUAUAAAUAAUUAAUUUGUGCAACAUAUAUACAUAAGUCUUGAAUUUUUUUUCAAACAAUUAUUUAUGUCCGGGGUAUUUUUAUAUCCGUUUUUGAAUUUUUGACCGUAUUUGUAAUUAUGUAUAUCUUACACAGUUCGAUUUGUCAUUUGUGUGUUUAGUGUGAAUUGUUCUGUGGUUUGUUUCGCUUUACUUUUUUGUCAAAUUUUCCAACUGAUGUGACUAAAGAAUUUCGAUCUAC